Messenger RNA from Porites lobata, 1257 nucleotides. The record is from the annotation of a GenBank genome assembly. Lineage: Eukaryota; Metazoa; Cnidaria; Anthozoa; Scleractinia; Poritidae.
AUGGUUUUCGCUAUAGUUUUCUUCUUCAGUGCAUUGCUUGGCGGAGUAGUCGGUGGUAUCCUCACAAUACUGACUUUGAAGAGUUUAGAGGCCGGGCCGAGAGAGCAGACAAGAGUGGAAGUUAACAACGGACGACAAACAGGAGAAGGACGAAUAGGGAUUGGGAUUCAGGAAUCUACAAAACUGGAACAAGAACAUGAUGAGAGGUGUUGCUAAUAAUGGUUAGCUCUUUAUUUAUCUAUUCAUCUAUUUUUUUUUCAUUAAGUUGUGGCGAAAAUCGUACUUCAGGUAGGACGGGGUAGUGUGGGUUAGCCAAGGAAAAAGCGGGAAUUUGCUCAUUUAAUGAUAGCACCGUUGUAUAUAUUCCUUAGUGUCGAGUUACAAACGAACAUCAGGGUGAUAUCAGUUUUAUUAUGAAGGACCCUCGAGAGUUGUUUAGACUUACAAUGUUCUUAAGUUUUUAUCGCACGUAGGAGUCCUUGUUCCUUCAACUAUAAGAAGCUGAUUUAUAGUUAUAAUGCACAGUAGACCAUGCCUACCUUAUUACCACAGACGUUCUUUUUGCACAUGCCCAAACGUUAAGUUAUUUUCUUAUCUAAACCUCGUAAAAAAGACCAGCUUUUUUCUUUGGUCCUUGGCUGCCUUGCAUAAGCGGGCUUUUACUGUAUGAAAAAUUCCUUGAUACCUAGUAUAAUGCCUUAAUUUUCAAAAAGUGAUGGCGAAGGGUCGGUUACUACUAAAAUAUUUAUUGCCCCGACCGUAUCAAAUGCCACGGACUGUUAAACAUGUAAAAAGCCCAUCAGGGGAUUUCAGCAUAACACUAGUAAAUAUAAUUCGCCCACGUAAAUUGCAAUACUGUCGGCCGAUAGCAUUGCGAUUUACGUGAGCACGGGUAAUCAUUUAAGACACAAAGUGAUUUUUUUCAAUCUACUUGUGCAAACGUUGUGGAAAUUGCUCACGGGCAGGCGCUAAGAUUUAUUUAAAUUUAGAAUCAUAGAAUUGGCUGGAAAACUUGACUGUAUGGAGGCUAAUGGAUAUUUUCGUAACACUAAUUUUUCGUAUGUUUUCCGGCCUUCAUAGGGGCAAGUUGUAUAUCUGAAGUAUCAAGGGACAUCAUUUAAGAUGUACAAAAAAUGAGUAUCAGUUCUAAUACAAAUAACUUUUGUUUUUAUUUGUUUCUACAGUAGCGCCAUCAGCUCCAAGGAGGAUCCAGAAGUUUCAAUUCAUGACCUUGCCUUUCAACUGAAUCUUAGUUAG